CCAACGAACAACUUUUUUUUCUUUUUCGGACAUGUCCCCAGAACCUCGAUUCGGGCACCCAACUGUCUCCCCCAUCCUAUCGGCAGCCGGAGAACCAACCAGACCCUCGCCCAGUACCGGAGGUUUGUUCAACAUUUCCACCCCUCGCUGGAACGGCACCUGAGAUACCGCCGUCAGGGCUCCCUGCCCGCUCUCGGUACUGCAGCGGAGUUCUGAGGGACCCUGCGCAGUGAGAAAUCGGUGGGUGUUGGCCGCCCAUUCGCAUGAUUCUGCCGCCUGAAGCAACAACAAGAGCAUUGACGGCAGCACUGAGGAGCUGCCGCGCCCGCUCCCGCCCGGCUCAGUCAGGCUCAUCUUUUACCCUCCCGCCAGAUGCUCCUUGUCUCUCUCUAGGUCGACCACCUCGCGCCAGCUGCCUCCAUCAUAGCCCCGGGAUUGCAGCACGAGACGCAUUUUUUGGCCGCCUGAUUCUGCCGCCGCCGCCCCCAACCGCCGCCCGCCCCUCCCAAUUGCCUAGGUGGGCUCUCGACGGUCUCACAGCCCCAACUCCCCCAUUGCCCGCUCAGAGCUGCACGGGCAGCUCGCAGUCACCACGUCUUCUUCAAAGAAACGCAAGGUUUCUCGCCGAUCCCCACGCAACAGCAGAGCCCAGGACCAUUCCUCCCUGGAGACGCUCCUGCCCACGACCGAAGAAGACCUCGAUCCCAGCUUCUCCUUCACCACCUCCGCCUCCGGGUCCGGCCUGACCACCCCGACCUACGUUCGCGCCGACUCCGUCCCCGCUGCGUCUGGUCUGCCGCCACGCCUGCAGUCUCUCUAUAGCUCACACCAGUCGUCCGACUACGCUUCAUCUGCCGCGAGCUCGCCCUGCGCCGCCUCGGCCGACCUUUCGCUGGAUAACGAUCGCGCCGAGGACCUGCCCCAGGACGGCCUCCACCCCCCACCGUCUGGCUCUCGCGCCGCGAGGAGUAACUCCCCCCUGGCCUCCAACCCUCAGCACCGCAUGAUCAUGGGCGGCGCCGCGGACACUCCACAGCGGUCGUCAUCGCCUCUCAAGCGCAGGGCCUCGAGCAUGGACAAGGAGAUGGACUCGGACGCGAAAGAGGAUGUGGAUAUGAUCAACCCCCCGCCACUCGAAGAGUCGGAGGAGGCCGACUCGCUUGCCAGUCCACCCCGGCAGGAUGUUGCAGGUGCAGCCGGUGUGAUAUCACAUGCUCCCAAUCCUGAAUUGGAUUCUAAGCUCUCCGCCUCUGGGUGCCCGGAAGUGUCGGCCCCGACCGAGGGCGGCGUGUCUGACCUUGGAGUCAAUACCUACCCUCCUCCGCUCCCCGAACAGAUAAAGACGAUCGAGACAUUGUUGAAGGCCUUCGGCGAGACCCCAUUGCAGGAGGGCGACACAGCUUUCUUGGUGUCGCGGCAGUGGCUCGAGAAAGCCCAGGCCUUCGGUGACGACUCGAAGCACGCCCCGGCGAAGGCUUCCGAGGUGUCUCUAGGCCCGGUCGACAACUCGGACAUCGUCCAGGAAAUCUUGAAGGACGUCGAAGACAAAGACUUUGUUCGCUUGAAACCCGGCAUAGGCCUCGAGCAUUAUCAACUGUUCUCUCAGGAUGCCUGGGAUCUAGUCAUCUCAUGGUAUGGGCUCGCCGAUGGACAGUUGCCUAUCCAAAGGUUUGCUCACGACACGGCCCCGGAGGGAAGCAUCCCACAUGUUCAGUUCGAGAUACACCCGCCCAUUUUCGCCAUCCAUCGGCUGUGGUCACCCACUAGUCCCAUCCCUAUCGAUCAGAAGCUGAAGGCGACGAACCCGCCACCGGCCACUCUCGCCUGUAGCUCCUCCUGCAGGACUCAAGCAUUUCUGAAAAAGAUAAAACGGCUAGCUGGGGUUGACAUGGAACGGAAAGUGAGGCUAUGGAGAGUCACACGCGAGCCGCUGGCCCCCGCCUCCACGCCACCAUCCUCUUCGGCCAUGCAGAUCACGCCAGCAACGCCGCCUGAAUCCCCCAACAACACUCCCGAUGAGCGGGAUCCUUGGGACUACCUCUUGGUUGAAGCGUCUCGACUGAUGGCGCUCACCAAGAAUGUUGAGCGAGAGGAGCUGGAAAUCAAGGACACCACGAACGACCCAAACUACAAUGGCAGAUCCACACUCGCCUUCUUUUCCUUGCAUGCCAAUGACACUCUUGUGCUCGACGAGAACAUCGAGGGGCACAUGUUUAUCUCGGUCUACAAGGGAACUGGGGUUGCCCCUAAGGAGAAAGCGAUCGCAACGAGGGGCAGUUCGUCGUGCCUCGCAGUAACGACACGAGCGACGGCAAGUGGUCGGAGCAGCCCCGCGCCCAUAGGGCCAACCACGCGUGGCCGAGCCAAACUGAAGUCGGGUCGAACUACAGGGUGCGUCGGCCUGAGCAACCUCGGGAACACGUGCUACAUGAAUUCGGCCUUGCAGUGCGUACGAAGCGUUGAAGAGCUCACAAAGUAUUUCUUGGUCGGCGAGGCCGAGAAGGAGAUCAACACGGACAACCCGCUCGCCCACAAUGGAGACGUCGCCAUGGUCUACUAUUCACUCUUGAAGGAAAUGUACAAGGACUCCGCGUCCGCGUCCUUCUCCCCCAGGCAGUUCAAAAAUGUAAUCGGGCGGUAUGCGCCCGCCUUCUCUGGAUACGGGCAGCAGGAUUCCCAGGAGUUCGUCGGGUUCCUUCUUGACGCUCUUCAGGAGGACUUGAGCCGCAUCAAGAAGAAGCCUUACAUCGAGAAGCCAGACUCGACUGACGAUAUGAUCAACAACCCUGAUGCCAUCAAGGAGAUGGCAGACAAGGUCUGGGACAUUACCAAGAAGCGGGACGAUUCUGUCAUUGCGGAUCUCUUUACCGGCAUGUACAAGUCGACCCUUGUUUGCCCAUUUUGCGACAAGGUCAGCAUCACGUUUGAUCCCUUCAACAACCUGACGCUUCCACUGCCGCUCCAGAAUGUCUGGUCAAAGUCCGUCAAGUACGUGCCAUUGAACGACGCCCCGGUCGAGAUUAAUGUGGAGCUCGACAAGAACAGCAGCAUCAAUGAGCUCAAGGACUACAUUGCCGCCCGCGUCGGCGUGCCGUCGGAGCGUCUGAUCGGGGCUGAGGAGUUCAAGGACAAAUUCUUCAAGAUUUAUGAAGAUAAUAGUAGCGCCUCGGAAGAAAUCGCGACAAACGACGUGCCCGUCUUCUUCGAGCUGGAGGCGGCGCCGACAAACGCGGGGUACAAGAGGCCCAAGAAGAAGAUCAGAUCUAUGCUUCAAGUCAACGACGACGAGGAAGACGAAGCGCCAGCCGAGUGGGAUGCUCCGGAGGCCGACAGGCUGGUUGUGCCUGUCAUCCACAAGUUCGGGACGUACACGAAUGGCAGGAAACGCCAAGGAAUAACUGCGACGCCGCCGCAUUUCAUCGUCGUCACGCGGGAAGAGGCUCGCAACGAGGAUGCUAUCCGUCGCAAGAUUCUAGAGAAGGUGGCCUCAUUCUCAACAUGGCCCCAAUUCUCGCACUCUCAAGAAGCGGAGUUCGGAGACAACACCGAUCUCGAGAUGGUGACCGCGCCAACCUCUGACGCCGAUUCGUCCGGCGACUCCAAGGUGAUCGCCAAGUCGGUCGAGGGUGAGGAGGAUCUGGUCGAUGUCAGCACUGCCACGGCUGGCCUGGCGGGAGCCGUUCCUGGUCCCGCAGCUCAAUCAGUCAAGCCACUAAAGGUGUUCAACACAACGAGGCCCAAGUGGAUAGACACCAGCGAGUACCUCGACCCGCAACUGCAGAAUCUCUUCAAUUUGAGCUACUUCAGCGAAUCCGAGUCGGGCGUCCCGACUGGGUGGCAGAGUAUCAGCGACAACAUACUCCCAUCCCUGGCCAGCCGCCUUCCACAGGUCGACGUGGACAUGCGAAGCCCUGGCGCGACGGGACCAGAGCACGACAGCAGCUCCGAGGAGUCAAGUCAGCAGGCCAUUGUUGACCCCGUGGAAACAGCUGAGCUCACACGCAUGGCGGAGGAGUCCAGCGACGAAGAGGACAUUCCACCGAACAUGAAUGUUGGUCGACUGCGUGCGGGCCAAAAACCAAAAAUGGUGGGUGGCAGGCGGCAAAACCGCAAGUCACAGAAAACCUAUGGGAAAAAGGCAGGCAAACGCCGCAGUAAGCACUCGAACAGCAGUGGCAGCAGUGCGGCACCAUUCAGCGGCCUCGACAACAGCGCUGGUGGCUCGGGGACAACAGGAUCAAAUUCCGGUCCCCUGAUCCGUUUGGGCGAGGGGAUUGUGGUGAACUGGGACGAAGACGCUUGGGAAAUGGUUUACGGCAAAGCCAAACUCAACGACGACCGCGGCGAGCCCACCUUCAACGCCAUCGAGACCCUCCAGGACCCAGCACUGGCGGAGAGGAAGCGGCUGCGCAACCAACGCCGUAAGAACGGCAUCACCCUGGACGACUGCUUAGACGAGUUUGAGAAGCAGGAGAUUCUCUCGGAACAGGACAUGUGGUACUGUCCUCGCUGCAAGGAACACCGCCGCGCAAAAAAGAAGUUCGAUUUGUGGAAGACGCCUGAUAUUCUCGUGGUGCAUCUGAAACGCUUCAGCUCCAGCGGUUGGCGUCGAGACAAGCUCGACAUCCUUGUGGACUUUCCCAUCGAGGGGCUUGACCUGACUCGCCGUGUCAUCGACCGCCAAACCAACAAGCAGGAGAUUUACGACCUCAUCGCCAUUGACGAUCACUGGGGAGGGCUCGGCGGCGGCCACUACACGGCAUUCGCGAAGAACUUCAUCGAUAACGAGUGGUACGAUUACAAUGACUCGUCCGUUACCAAGCAGAAGGACCUCUCGCGCAUGGUAACAUCAUCGGCGUACCUGCUCUUCUAUCGGCGGCGCUCAGAUAUCCCCUUGGGCGGGCCCCGGUUCCAGCGGAUCAACGAUCUCUUCAACAACGACACCCCCGAUGAAGACAUGUCGGAUUCGGGGGAAGGUCAGCGUCUCGACACAGGCUCCUCCCUGCGUGGGUUGUCGAGCGCCUUGAUAGGAGCAGAAGUAACUCACCCGCAAGGAGGUCGUGGCUCUCCUAGUGGGGGGCUAGCCUCUGAGACUCUGGGCCUGAGCGCCGACGAUGGCGAGCAGCUGCCGUCAUAUGAAUCGGUUGGUGUGCAAUCCUGGCAAUCCAGAGAUAACGGCGAUGGCAUCCGUGGAAGUAUAGAGGAUGAAGGCAUCAGCAUGGCAUCAAAUCAAUGGGGGCAGCCGGACUGGAACUGGAACCAAAUUGAAGGGGGUCCAAAGACCACUGGCUCGGUGGCUUCGGAUGAGGCCGAGAUGAACUCCUCUAACGGCGGGUUCAGCGACCGCAACACGGGCAUGAACUCGCCAUUCCACCAGUUUGACGACUACGAUGACGCGCCCGCGCCCGAGGGACACGUGUCCGAAUAUCAGGAGCCUCCUGAGCCCAACUCGGAAGCUCAAGCUAACAUGAACGACAUCCGCAAUCUUUCGUGGAAGAACCAGGGCCUCCACACAAUCCCUGGUGAUAUUGGCGAGGAUGCAGCGUCGGUCCGCGCUAUCGAAAUCCAUCUAGACGACGAGAAGAGCGGCAGGGCGGAGUGAGGUCGUGUGACGGACAGGGAGGCGACGAGGUGGCGGCGAAAGAUGCAUUGUCGGGGUGAACAAAAGCGUGGACAUUAUACAUAGACAACGGAAUGAUGGCAUGGCACCAAAGACGCACGGUAAAUAGAGCGGUGGGAAUGGUUCAUGUCGGAUCCAAGCUACGAAGCGAAAUUAUGCGGACGGACUGCUGUUGAGCGAGCUGGUGCAGCCUCGACUGCUAGCUCAGAACGCGGCGAGGGGCGACGGGAUGCCUUGAAGCAGUUGUAGGUAAGAGAAGCUAUUCUCGUCCGCUCCAUCAGCAAGUGGAUGUCUCAUCCCGGCGCCAGGGCUGGAGGCAAAGCUGCCUGACUUGACUGCCUAGUCGUCUUUCUUUUGAGGAACAAACCGGCAGAGAAAGAUAUACAGUCGAACAAUUGUGGUGGUUUCUCAGGGAUCUUGCGAAAAUACCCGCAGUCUAUCAAACGUG
Messenger RNA from Gaeumannomyces tritici R3-111a-1, 6068 nucleotides. Its product is annotated as ubiquitin specific peptidase 11. The transcript is spliced from 6 exons. Bases 1004 to 5602 code for a protein of 1532 amino acids. The record is from RefSeq and is a predicted model, not a curated record. Gene Ontology annotation, molecular function: cysteine-type deubiquitinase activity. Gene Ontology annotation, biological process: protein deubiquitination. Lineage: Eukaryota; Fungi; Ascomycota; Sordariomycetes; Magnaporthales; Magnaporthaceae.